UCUCCUGAGGCGUCGUCUGAUGAUUGAUUAAAAAUAUGAACCAGUUCAACUACUGAAUGUUGGAUGUUUGUUGGUUUUCAAGUCCUGAUUAUUGUAGACCCCCUCCCCUCCCCCGUCUAGGAUUAGUGUGUUAAGCUGCUGGACUGUUGCUGCAGGUUUUGGUUCCAGGAUGAAAUCGACUGCUUCGGUUCUGCUGCUGCUCUGCUGCUCCUUCCGUCAAGGAUGGGCAGAGGCUUCUGUCCGGCCGCAGGACAGUGACGUUCUGAAGCAGGACGGCGUCCAGGCGGUGGAACUUCCCGUCCUCUGGGACGAGCUGCUCGGUCUGAGAGAGCUGGUGCUGAGCAUGAAGUCGGAGGAGGUGGAGCGACGCCAGGCCCUGAGAACCCUGGAGAGCCGGCUGAGGGACAGGGAGGUGGAGGCUGAGCAGCAGAGACGAAGCCUGGGACAACUGCAGGAAACAGUGGAGGGACAGACAGAGCAGCUGAGGAGGACAGAGGACAACAAGAAGCUGGAGACAGAGAUAAACUCCAGACUGAUGCAAAGGGUGGAGGAGGUGGAGGAGCAGAGCAAAGCUGUAGCCGCUCAGCUGACGUUCCUUCAGACCAGACUAAGGGCCAGCGAGAACACGGUGGAACAGCUGAGGAGGAAGAGCACUGUCCUGGCAGCUCGACUGUGUAACACUGAAAGUCUGAUGGAGGAACUGAGGACACAGAUCUCAGAGUUUCCAGUGUCCAACAGUUCAUCUGCAACAACUCCUGAUGAGUCUGAGAGUCAACUGAACAUCCGUCUGCAGCAGCUGAUUAAUAACUCAGAAGAUCGAUUCUCUGAACUGUCAAAGAAACUGAACUCCAGUCAGCUGCACCUGGACGAGCUGAGGAGGAACUCUACAGAUCAAUCAGGUCGACUGGUUUCUGUAGAGAAUCAACUGAUGGAGGUCGAGAGGCGAUGCUCAGUUGAGUCAGCAAAUGUGUCAGUUCUGUCUGACAGACUGAACAAAGUUGAACAUCGACUGGAUGAACUGAAGACAACACCAGAUCUCAGCAGAUCGUCACCUCUGGAAGAACACCUGUCAGAUGUGAAGAAUCGGCUACUACAGCUGGAAACCAACUCCUCAGAGUUGUUCAGCAGACUGAGAGUCAGCCAGAAACAGCUGGAAGACCUGAAGACAGAAAACACAGAUCAAACCUCCAAACUGAUGGAGCUGCAGAGAAAACUGAACAUGACUGAGAGUCUCCAGGACAAAGUGAACACAGAGUUGUUCAGCAGACUGAGAGUCAGCCAGAAACAGCUGGAAGACCUGAAGACAGAAAACACAGCUCUACAGGUCAGACUGCAAGACGAUGAGGAUCAGCUGGACGUCCUGAAGACACAAAACACAGUCCAUGACACUGAGCUGUCGUCUGUCGCUCUGAGACUGAACCGAACUGAGGGAUGGGUGGACGAACUGAGGACACUCAACUCAGUCAGAGCUGCUGAGCUCAUUUCUGUUUCCGACCGACUGAUGGCAGCAGAGAGAGACGUUGAAGAGUUUCAGGUGCGACUGAUGAAUGAGCUGAACCUGGAGGCUGAAGACCAGAUGAAGGUGGCGUUUUCAGCCGGUUUGACUAAUUCUGGAUCAGUUGGACCGUUUGAUGAAGAAACAGCUCUGAUCUUCUCCAAGACCAUCGUCAACGUCGGCCGAGCCUACAACCAGACGGCAGGCGUCUUCACCGCUCCGGUCCGAGGAGUUUACAUCUUCAGCUUCACGGUGGCAGAUUACCUGAAGGGGUACAUGGGUGUGUACCUGUACAGGAACAACCAGCCAAUCACCUUCAACCUAGACCUGAACGACCACGGCGGCUACGCCUCCACCUCCAACGCGGUGGCGCUGCAGCUGGAGGACGGAGACCGGGUUCAGCUCAGCCUCCCGGCCAGCUACCGGCUCUACGACGACACCAGGAACUUCAGCGUCUUCUCCGGGUUCCUGCUGUUCACACUCUGACCCGGCUGCAGUAAACCCCCCCUCUACAGACUGGCGGCAGGAGGGUGGGGGGUUAUCACUGAUCUGAGGGAUGAAAGGUUCACGCAAUAAAAAGCAUCAGAGGCUGAAAUGUUUCUGUUCGCUUUGUAAACGAUGAGACAAUAAAUUCAUUUAGUGUUAAACUUCUGAUCGACUGAUGUUUUUAGACGAAGCAGAAACUUAAGUUCAACAUGAAACUGCAGAAGGAAAAGAACAAACAUUUCAAUCAAACCUUUAUUAAAAUGAACGUUGGGUUUUUUCUAACAACAAUUAUCAAAACGUUCAAGUCUUGUUCAGUAGUGUCACAGAGUCAACGAAAACAACUUCAUCUAAAAACUAAAAGAGUCACAGAAUAAAAACCAAAAUGGCUUCAGGUCCUUCAUCAACGAGGAGGAGGAGGAACGACAGCAGGAUGUAAAUGAAGAGGAAGACGAGAGGCUGCUCUCUGAUGAAGAGGAGGGAGAGCAGGGAUUGGCUCUGGUGGAGUGAUGAUGAUGAAGAUGAUGAUGAAGGUGAUGAUG
This is a messenger RNA of Mugil cephalus (flathead mullet), 2520 nucleotides long. RefSeq names its product cingulin-like. NCBI's taxonomy places the organism in Eukaryota, Metazoa, Chordata, Actinopteri, Mugiliformes, Mugilidae. Bases 170 to 1981 code for a protein of 603 amino acids. Gene Ontology annotation, molecular function: protein binding. The record is from RefSeq and is a predicted model, not a curated record. The transcript has 17 exons.